CAUGAUACCUUUUAUACAUACUCGUACGGCUGCAUUGCUCCUCGGAUCAUGCCUUCGACUUGUUGCUAACACUGACUUCUUUGCCAGCCUUUGCCUACUUGGGCAGCAAGAUCGGGACCAGCCCGGAUGAGCGUAAGCGGCUUGUGACCUUGCAACAUGGCUUUCAAUGUUGCUAACCCCGUCCUCCAAACAGUCAAGCUCAUCUUUUCCUUCUUUUUGUCCUACCCACUUGCUGGCCUACUGAAGAGGAUACCGGAUAACCGCCCUCAUCUCAAAAACUUCUUUUGUCUAAGCAUUGGCGUCUUUUACCUCGUCGGCCUCUUCGACCUGUGGGUCGGCCUUCGAACCGUCCUAAUCUCCUCCAUUGGCGUGUACUCGAUCGCCAAGUUCCUCCGGGGCUCCCCUUACAUGCCAUGGAUCGGCUUCGUCUUCCUCAUGGGCCAUAUGAGCAUCAACCACAUUAUGCGCCAACGCCUCAAUGACCCGAGCACGAUCGAUAUCACAGGAGCGCAGAUGGUGCUCGUCAUGAAGCUCAGCGCUUUCUGCUGGAAUGUGGCCGACGGUGUUCUUCCCGAGGAUCACCUCUCCGACUUUCAGAAGGACAGACGGCUCAAGGAGUUGCCGUCCCUGCUGGACUACUUUGGAUAUGUUUUCUUCUUCCCCAGUCUCAUGAUUGGGCCCGCCUUCGACUUCGCCGAGUACCGCCGAUGGCUCGACACCACCAUGUUCGACAUUCCCAAGUCUGUCGACCCUGCCAAGAAGCCUCCCACCAGACGCAAGCGCAAGAUCCCCCGCAGCGGUACCCCAGCCAUGAUCAAGCUCGUUACCGGUUUCUCUUGGCUCCUGCUCUUCAUCUGGCUCUCUACCUGGUUCUCGCCCGAGUCUCUCCUUGGAGACAGCUUCGUGAGCCACAACUUCCUCGUCCGCCUUCUCUUCCUGCACAUGGUUGGUAUCACGGCGCGCGCCAAGUACUAUGGUGUCUGGAUGAUGACGGAAGGCGCAUGCAUUCUUAGCGGCUUGGGCUUCAACGGCGUUGAUCCUGCCACGGGCAAGGUGUCUUGGGAUAGGCUCCAGAACAUCCGUCCGAUGGGCAUGGAGACUGCGCAAAACACCAAGGCGUAUCUCGAUAACUGGAACAUCAACACCAGCAAGUGGCUGCGCAACUACGUCUACCUGCGCGUCACUCCCCGUGGCAAGAAACCUGGUUUUGGCGCUACUUUGGCUACAUUCACCACCAGCGCUUUCUGGCACGGGUUCUAUCCUGGCUACUACCUGUCCUUUGUCCUGGCGAGCUUCAUCCAGGCUGCUGCGAAGAACGUCCGCCGCAACAUUCGCCCCUUCUUCCUCGAUCCCAAGACUCAAGCUCCCCUUCCCUCCAAAAAGUGGUACGAUCUCGCCUCCUGGCUCACCACCCAACUCACCUUCAACUUCGCCGUCUGCCCCUUUUUGGUACUCGGCUUCCACGAAUCCAUCACCGCCUGGUCGCGCGUCUACUUCUACGCCAUCAUCCACACCGCCGUUGCCCUGGCCUUCUUCUCCAGCCCAGGAAAGAAGUGGCUGCGCAAGACUCUGGAGAAGAGGAACGCCAAGGCAGGCGUUGUCGCCCCUGCUUCUUCUUCUUCUUCUUCUUCUUCUUCUUCUUCUUCUUCUUCUUCUUCUUCUUCUUCUUCUAGUGGACGCGGCCGUGGCCGCAGCAGCAUCAGUGACGAGAAGACGAGCAGUACUACCGCGCAGGGUGCCAUGGAGACGACGGCUUUGCUUGGCGAGAACCUGAACCGGCCGUCCAGCAGGGCGGAGAGCACGGAUAGCCAGUCGAGGAGCCCGAUGCUGGGUAUCAGUGGCGAUCCUCAGGGGGAGCUAGAUGAGGCGCUGGAGGAGUUCAAGAAGGAGAUGGAGAGCAGAGUUGGUGGUGGCGCGUUUAGUGCGACGGGCUUAAGAGAUUCGUUGAGGGAGGAGGCUAGGAAGAGAGCUAUGUGAUUGAUGAUUGAUAGAUCAAGAUGGUGGGUAAGAAGUGGCAUUUGUAUCGGAAAGGGAGAUGCUAUAGAAGGUGGGAUCUGGUGAGACACAUUUCCCGGAGGGGUUGCUGAUGUUAAGGAGAUACUGCGUUUGGAGUCUAGGGAGUUGCUGCGAGAGCAAAACGAAUCUUUUUUUGCACUGCAUCGCGUCAGGAGUAAGAGAAAGCGAGGCCUCUGUUGCUUGCGUCGUGUUGUUUUCCCUAUAAUUCCGGUACAAACAUAUUUUCAUGUCAAUAGCACAUAACCUACCAUCUAUGUAUUCUCCCCGUUUUCUUUCUGGUGGUGACCGAAGUCCAGCCAUGGUAUUCGCUGUAAUCAUUCAGUACGGAAUCUGCGUUUACCUAUGCCCCUCAUAAUCUUAUUCUACCAUUUCUGG
This is a messenger RNA of Neurospora hispaniola, 2391 nucleotides long. RefSeq names its product MBOAT, membrane-bound O-acyltransferase family-domain-containing protein. The record is from RefSeq and is a predicted model, not a curated record. Lineage: Eukaryota; Fungi; Ascomycota; Sordariomycetes; Sordariales; Sordariaceae. Gene Ontology annotation, cellular component: endoplasmic reticulum; membrane. Gene Ontology annotation, molecular function: 1-acylglycerol-3-phosphate O-acyltransferase activity; 1-acylglycerophosphocholine O-acyltransferase activity. The transcript is spliced from 3 exons. Bases 157 to 1977 code for a protein of 606 amino acids. Gene Ontology annotation, biological process: glycerophospholipid biosynthetic process; lipid modification.